CCUAUCUCUAGUCUCACAGCUGUUCCAAAAAGGAUGUUCUUCAACUUUUCCUUGAAAUAUCUGGUGUUAUUUUUAAAGAAAUGAAUGGAAGGGAGGAACUGCCUGGAAAUCUCUGAAAUAAAUUGGGGCCUUAAAACACAAAUUUGUGAGUGGGUACUUACAAAAAUCUAGUGUAAAGAAGCCCACCUGAACUUGAAAAAUGGCAGGCUUCCUAGACAAUUUCCGUUGGCCUGAAUGUGAAUGUAUUGAUUGGAGUGAAAGAAGAAAUACAGUUGCUUCUGUGGUAGCUGGGGUCUUGUUUUUUACAGGUUGGUGGAUAAUGAUAGAUGCUGCAGUAGCUUACUCUAAGCCAGAAGAAAUGAACCAUGCAUUCCACACAUGUGGAGUAUUUUCCACUCUCGCUUUUUUCAUGAUAAAUGCUGUAUCAAAUGCUCAAGUGAGAGGUGACAGCUAUGGUGAUGGAUGUUUAGGAAGAACAGGUGCUCGUGUCUGGCUCUUCAUUGGCUUCAUGUUGAUGUUUGGCUCACUUAUUGCUUCUAUAUGGAUCCUUUUUGGAGCAUAUGUUACCCAAAAUACUAAUGUAUACCCGGGAUUAGCUGUGUUUUUUCAAAAUGCUUUGAUUUUUUUUAGUACCCUUAUCUUCAAAUUUGGAAGAACAGAAGAAUUGUGGGCGUAAGAAUCCAUUUUUCUUCAUCCUGCAUAGCAAGUCUUUUAUGUAAAUAAUAGAAUCUACAUUUUGGUUGUAUUCUAUUUUGCAAAGCUCAUUGUAUCACACGAUUUGUAUAUUUAUUUUUUGGAAAGAGAACUCAUUUUAGUAUUCUUUUCCAAGUUUUUAGUAGAGCAGAUCUGUCCAUAUGUAUAUUAUGGUUCUCUGUAACCUCUGACCCCAACCCUUCCAUUUUUAUUGCAGUUGGCAGGUUUUUUUCCUGAUCAUAUAUAUUGAGAAUGUUAUAAAUCUAUAGGUUUUUCAAGAACAUCUAUUGCUCUUAAGCACAAAUAAGCCUAGUACCUUCUCAGAUGACAUCAGCCAAGAGACAAAGUUGUAGUGAUGGGAACGCGAGAGACUGAAGUUUAUCUCAAAUAGUAUCUGCAGGGUUCCACCAUUAUAUGACUUCACCUCUUCAAGCUUCAAGCUUUUUUUUUAAGUGCUUGUGUGAAGGAGUACCAUAUUCCAAAUUUCAUUUAACACUAAUUUUGCAAGUCUGUGAAUAGCUACUGCAAAUGCACUAAGAGCUUAAUUUUCUAGCACAGCAUGCCUUAAAAUGGGAUGGGCCCAAAAAGUGCUGAUAGAUUUGACAUUGUAACAAAAAUCUGUAUGAAAUUUUACAAUAUUUAGGCAUUUUGUUAAAGAUUUUUAUAAUCUCACUUAAGAUUCUGUUCAUAUAUUAUUUAUACAUAUAGAGAUUGCAAUUAUUUUAAUGCAGAAUUGUUGCAUAUUUUAUAUGCUUAUGCAAUAUGCAGAGUAAGAGAAAUUUUAUGUUCAAAAAAUUCAGGAACUCCUAUUUUAUUGUUUACUUUAUUAGGAAAAAUUCUAUGUAUCUUUAGAUGUGAUCUUUUAGAUUCCAACAAAAAGGAUUGGUGGAGAGAGUAUAUAUUUUUAUUACAACAUAUGGCAAGACUAUCAUCUUAAAUGUUUUCAAAAAUUUUAGAUAUUUAAUUUAUAUAAAUGAACAUGUAUGCAGUGCAGUGACACAUAUUAAUCUAGACUAGCUGUAUACUGAAAAUUAUGGCAUGCUAUGUAAUUUAAAAAUUCUGUUAAAUUAUGAAUAUUCAAGUUGCUCUACAGUCUGACUAUAGAAGGUCCUACUGAAGCAGAUAUUCCAGCUUUUCUACCUUGCAUGCUUUUGACUUUUCCCACAGCUAGAAAGUAAACUGGCCAGGUAGUUAUUUCUUGAAGCCUUCCUUAGCCCUCUCAAAGGACAGACAAUGAAGCAAACUUAACAUGCUAAGAGUUGUCCUGUGUCAUCUUUCUUGGUACCAGACUGUCACCAUAUUACAAAGAUUAAACUAUUUUGUUCAUUGUAAUUGCAUUAAAGUUAAAUAAUCAGCAAUAUAAAAACCUUGCUUUAUUUUA
Messenger RNA from Candoia aspera, 2074 nucleotides. It is a transcript of the gene TMEM50B, whose product is annotated as transmembrane protein 50B. Gene Ontology annotation, biological process: late endosome to vacuole transport via multivesicular body sorting pathway; protein targeting to vacuole. The record is from RefSeq and is a predicted model, not a curated record. NCBI's taxonomy places the organism in Eukaryota, Metazoa, Chordata, Lepidosauria, Squamata, Candoiidae. Bases 200 to 676 code for a protein of 158 amino acids. The transcript has 7 exons.